CUCAUAACCGAAGAAGCCACCACCGCCGCCAGCAACACAUGGGGCACCUUCAACCCGCUCCCCUUGCUGCCCGAACCGUUGCACGUCAAUUGGGUCAACAAUGUACUACCCCAUCCGCGGCCUUGACUCCUUAAUUCCCAAAACUCGAAUGGGACCACAGCCAGACACUUCUAGUCUCGCCCUGGUUCCGAACAACGGGUUGUCCCUCUCCGCAGCAACUGUAGCAGUCGAGCUCUAGUACAUUAAAAGUCAUCGGUGCGCGACACCCUCACCCGUGUAUCCACGGCGAGUUCCCCAGCGAGAUUUCCGAGCUGGAUGACAGCGGGAUCGCCGAUCGCCACAGGGCCGGGUCGGAGGGGCGUUGCUAGGAGGGAGGUAGUAACAUAUCGCCGAAGCGUAUCGAAAAGAGGAGAGUCAGAAGCGUCUGACAUACCUUAUAUGUACAGUACAGUACUCUCUACCGUGACAUGGCUCUCAUUGAGCAACCUGAUCUGCUGCUCAACUCGUCCCGUCCUCCCCAUUCUCCUCCUCAGACGAGUUCUUAAGAACCAAACGGUUCCCAACACGAAAUAUUAUGAAAUCCUGAGCACAACAAGAGCAUUUACAGCCGACCAUCCCCUUACUCCCUCCCGGACCUAUACCCUUCACCGUCCCGACACAUAUUCCACCCCUCUCCCCGCCACCUCCCACUCGAAAGGAUCAACCCAGCCCUCGUCCGGCGGCAAGGCAACCAUGCACGCGCCCAUCCGCACAAAUUCGGCGGCCUCUUUUGCCGUAUAUGGCGCCGACGCUUCAACGCGCCGUCGUUUCGAGGGCGCGGAUGCUUUCAGGGCUGGCGCCAGACACGGGCCGCCGUUUAUGGAAGCCUUUGAGGGCAUGGUGAUGCUCGUUUUGUUUGACUAACGGACCUCCCCAAAUCCUAUUUCUGGAUCAAAAACGUGCCUCGAGGCCA
Molecule: messenger RNA, 952 nt
Organism: Parathielavia appendiculata
Lineage: Eukaryota; Fungi; Ascomycota; Sordariomycetes; Sordariales; Chaetomiaceae
Exons: 1
Coding region: 316-903 (195 amino acids)
Source: RefSeq, a predicted model, not a curated record